AUGUUUGCGGAUUUGCGUGAUGUGGUUUCAAUACAUUUCCCGGGCAGGGACGAUGUACAACGACUCGCACUGAGUUCCUUUAUCAUCAUGCGUUUCUUUGCCGCAGCCAUUAUGAAUCCGAAACUGUUCGGACUGAAACGCGAACAACCGGUUCGUUCGUUCAUUUUAUUUUAUCAUUCUUCUUAA
This is a messenger RNA of Anisakis simplex (herring worm), 186 nucleotides long. Lineage: Eukaryota; Metazoa; Nematoda; Chromadorea; Rhabditida; Anisakidae. The record is from the annotation of a GenBank genome assembly.